Molecule: messenger RNA, 2039 nt
Organism: Durio zibethinus
Lineage: Eukaryota; Viridiplantae; Streptophyta; Magnoliopsida; Malvales; Malvaceae
Product: lipid droplet phospholipase 1-like
Biological process (GO): lipid metabolic process
Source: RefSeq, a predicted model, not a curated record
CCCCUUUUUCCCUAUCCCUGGAUUGUUUUCAUUUUCAUUUCCAUUUCCAUUUCAUUUAUAUUUCCUUUUCAAUUUUGUUAAAUUCUCUUUCAUUUCUAUGGAUUCAAGGAGGUCUAGAGGCUAUUGAAGAAGAGCUUCGAUCUUUUCUUCUCACACUUGGAACGAGAUCGCAUUCUUUUUCAGAGGACAGUCUUAUUCUUCGCUUCUUGAUCUCAAGCAACUUGUCUCAGAGAAAAGAUUUGAUUGUGGGAAAGGAAGCAUGCCGCAUUGGUUCACUUUCGGUGGCUUCACAGGAUCAUACCAUGCGCUUAGAUGUUUACUAAGAAACCUGAGCAAGAAAGAGACAUAUGUGAAUGUUUAUGCCAGAUCCAUUAUGUCUUAGGAAAAAGAGUAUUUAAUCCACACAGAGAUUGGAUGAACUUGGAGUGCAUCAUUCAUCAAUUUUUUUAAAAAACCAAGCAGAGUUUUUUUGGAUGGUGAGAAUUUAAGGUGGAGUCUAAUCAAGGAAUCUGAUUACCUUGUUAAUGGGGAGUUUCAUGUUGACAAAGGUGCAUCUCCUAAAAUGCCGAAUUGCCUCAUGCCCUGGAAGGAUCCGGAUCUCCUACUGGAACCGACGCUCGAUUUGCUUCUGUAGCUUGGGGUUCCCGCUUUGGAAGCCGAAACUGAAUUGGCUGUCGUAUGAGUGGAUGCAGCAUAUGCAGAUGGCGUGGUUCCGGCAUAUGAUCAGCGGUUGCUUCAAGAGCACAGAGCUGCCGCCUAAACAGGGGAUCAAAGUCGAAGAAAACAGUGGCGGCCAAGACGUUUUUGACGCUGACGCCAUGAACUCCAAGGUUUCGCCUGAACAUCUCGUUAUCAUGGUCAACGGCCUCAUGGGGAGUGCUGCUGAUUGGAGAUUUGCUGCAGAACAGUUUGUGAAGAAGCUACCUGACAAAUUAAUAAUGCACCGCAGUGAAUGCAACUACUCAAAAUUGACAUUUGAUGGUGUUGAUAUGAUGGGUGAAAGGCUAGCUCAAGAGGUAUUGAGUGUUGUCAAACGUAGGCCAGAGAUAAAGAAGAUUUCUUUUGUGGCUCACUCUUUAGGUGGUCUUGUUGCAAGAUAUGCUAUAGGGAGGCUCUAUAAGCAUUCUCCAAAGUUAGGUCAAUCAGGUCUUUAUGCGAACUCUAUAACUGAAGAGGUCACAAAUUCUUCAAUGCAAUAUCUUAAGCAGCCUUGUGAAGAUAGAGUUGCUGGAUUGGAACCGAUGAAUUUUAUAACUUUUGCAACACCACAUCUUGGUUCAAGGGGACAUAAACAGCUCCCACUUCUUUGUGGUCUUCCUUUUCUUGAGGAAAGAGCAUCUCAGACUGCACACUUGGUUGCUGGAAGGUCUGGAAAGCAUCUGUUUCUCACUGACAAUGAUGAGGGAAAACGCCCCCUUCUCCUUAGAAUGGUUGAUGACAGUGAUGACCUGAAAUUCAUAUCAGCUCUACGUGCAUUUAAGCGACGUGUGGCAUAUGCAAAUGCAAAUUAUGAUUAUAUGGUUGGCUGGAGAACAUCAUCAAUCCGACGUCAGAAUGAACUUCCAAAGUCAAAUCUUCUUGUAAUAGAUGAGAAGUAUCCGCAUGUUGUAUAUGUUGAGAGGGAAACUACAAACAACAUCCAAAACAAAGCUUCCUUUAUUUCUGGAGCCCAAACAAGUGAUGUUGAAGAGGUGAUGAUUCAAGGUCUCACUCAAGUACCCUGGGAACGUGUUGAUGUUAGCUUUCAAAAAAGUAAACAACGAUAUGUUGCUCAUAAUACAAUUCAGGUGACGAGCUACUGGUUGAAUUCUGAUGGAACGGAUGUAGUUUUCCAUAUGAUCCACAAUUUCCUUGUAUAGUCCUGGAAAUUUUAGUGUCCGCCUAUUGGUGAUUCAGCCAUGUGUUAGGUCACGUAUUUUUAGGUGUAAUAUGCACAUUUUCCCUCAUGAGAGUGUUGCGGUAUAUAUUUUUAUGUUAAUAUGGAAACAUUACGAAUAUUGUAAAGUUGUUUUGACCUCUGUCCAAAUAGGUUUGCUUAU